Molecule: messenger RNA, 1486 nt
Organism: Syngnathus typhle (broad-nosed pipefish)
Lineage: Eukaryota; Metazoa; Chordata; Actinopteri; Syngnathiformes; Syngnathidae
Gene: nsg2
Product: neuronal vesicle trafficking associated 2
Exons: 4
Coding region: 1-558 (185 amino acids)
Biological process (GO): G protein-coupled dopamine receptor signaling pathway; clathrin coat assembly; endosomal transport
Cellular component (GO): endosome; membrane
Molecular function (GO): clathrin light chain binding
Source: RefSeq, a predicted model, not a curated record
AUGGUAAAACUGGGGAGUAAUCUUCAGGACAAAGGGGCCAAGGCGGCGAGCGUGGAGGAUGGCUUCCAAAACGUGCCCCUCAUCACUCCUCUGGAUGUGGGCAGCCUGCAGAGCCAAGGCCCUGACAAGGUUGUGGUGAAAACUCGCACCGAGUACCAGACGGAGAAAAAGCGUCUGAAGGUUCCCAAAGUGGAGGAGUUCACCAUCACUGACGGUGUGUCUGAGAGACUCAAGGUCACCAUCCUGAUCAUCCUGGCCUUGGCCUUCCUGGCUUGCAUCGUGUUCCUGGUGGUUUACAAAGCCUUCACUUAUGACCACGCCUGCCCAGACGGAUUCCUCUAUAAGCACAAGCGCUGCAUCCCGGCCUCGCUGGAGGCCUACUACGCCGCGCAGGACGCCAACUCCAGGGGGCGCUUCUACACGGUGAUCAGCCACUACAGCAUGGCCAAGCAGACCACCUCGCACUCUGUCUCCCCUUGGCUGCCCGGUGGGGCCGCGGGGCAGCCACAUGACGCCAAGCCUCCGCACGGCGGCGGCGGCGGCGGCGAUGCCCACUGAACGCCAAGACACACGCACGCCAUGUCGACAUCAUCCGAGUGUAUCACGUGCCAGUAGGGCCUGUAGAGUGCAUGCAGACAUUUGGAUUUCUCCAUUUGCUCUUACUGAGGAGCGUUUUUCUCAUACACACACGCCAUCCUGGUAACUUAUUAUUUAUUGACUGUCAUUCUAUUUAUUUUUUACUAUCUCCUCUUGUACUGUAUACUAUUUGUACAGCAACCUCAGGCAUGAACCCCCCCCCCUCAAAGAUUUGGACAAAGUAUGUUCUCUGGUGUUGUUGUUUGACUUACCUCUGGGGAGUUUUUAACCUUCUCAACAUGCAUCUACACAUCCCCUUAUCUCAACCGGUCACUUUAUGCGCCCUCAAGUCUACAAAGAAAUGUUUUUUUGUUGUUGUUGAUUUUUCGGUUUGUAAUACAAUCAUUGCCAAUGUUUGUAGUCGUAUUAUUGUUCUUGUUUGACAUAUUGCUGUUGCUGCCAGUCGAUAGCCAUUCGCAGAAAAUAGAGGCGAGACAUUUAUAACACCAUUUUACAACUACACACGUUAAUUCCUGUUUACCGGCUGCUGCUGUUUUGGUUAGCGACAGAGUGUCAUUAACAAAGUUCUCUGUGUUGUUUUUACUGGAUGUGAAAAUGAAGGUAAACUAAUAUGGGAAAAAGAACUACAGUACACACACAGUGAGCAGUUCAUGAAAAAAAACAACGCAGGUAGUGUUUAUUGCCGAAACGUGUUCAUUGGUUUAUGUUUAUUUUCAGAUUGACUAUGACUGCGGCUUUUCAUUUUGCAGCAUCCGCUCUGUGGUGGAGUGCUUUCUAUAAGCUGUCGUGAUGUUGUUAGUCGGUAGCGUACUGUAGCCAUACCUGUAAUGAACCCGGGUGCAUCCCCGCCGCCCUCCUCCUCCCUCGAUCCCAAUAAAACGAUGCAGUG